AUGCCUAUAGCAGUGUCGCCAUCGGCUGAACACAAACGGUUUCAUCCGGACGGCGAGUUCGCAACUGCAAAAGGUAUUCAUCAAAAGAGGACAGUUAUGAUUGUUAGCAGCUAUUCUACAGUUACUAUCGAGGAUUUGGCAGCCGCUGAACCCGAACUAAUCAAAUGGUUUCAAAUGUAUAUUUGUCGUAACCGUCAAAUGAAUAUUGAUUUAGCUAUGCGAGCAAAACGAUCGGGUUUUCGGGCACUGGUAGUCACUGUUGACUACAAUAAAAGAGGUCUACGAUAUAAUGAUGUCAGAAAUGGAUAUUAUUAUCCCUAUCCGAUAGUCAACUAUAAGCCGACUAACGAUCACGAACUGAACAGUUAUGUGGCGAAAGACGGUAUUUGGCAAAAUAUCCAGUGGUUAAAAAAGGCAACGGGUUUGCCGAUUGUUAUCAAAGGCAUACUGACCGCUGAGGAUGCGAGACUGGCCGUUGAUAACGGUGCCGAUGCCAUACUAGUGUCCAAUCACGGCGGCCGACAGUUGGACGGAUCGCCGGCUACUUUGGAAGCGCUUCCGGAGAUAGUGGAAGAGGUCGGUCAUGAAGUUGACGUCUAUAUGGACGGGGGUGUCCGUACCGGCGCUGAUGUGUUCAAAGCGUUAGCCAUUGGCGCCAAAGUUGUAUUUGUCGGACGAGCCGUGUGUUGGGCACUCGUAUGCAAUGGUUCCGAUGGUGUCAAACAAGUGUUGGACAUUUUGAACAAUGAAUUAGAAAAUUAUAUGUCAAUUGCCGGCACACCUAAUGUCAGGAAUAUUACUAGAAAUCACGUCCGAUAUGUUAACGAUUAUCGCAAUCAUUUAAAAUCAAUUUUAUAA
This is a messenger RNA of Oppia nitens, 858 nucleotides long. RefSeq lists its product as uncharacterized. Bases 1 to 858 code for a protein of 285 amino acids. The transcript has 4 exons. Lineage: Eukaryota; Metazoa; Arthropoda; Arachnida; Sarcoptiformes; Oppiidae. The record is from RefSeq and is a predicted model, not a curated record. Gene Ontology annotation, molecular function: FMN binding; oxidoreductase activity.